Molecule: messenger RNA, 2019 nt
Organism: Panicum hallii
Lineage: Eukaryota; Viridiplantae; Streptophyta; Magnoliopsida; Poales; Poaceae
Exons: 2
Coding region: 365-1525 (386 amino acids)
Molecular function (GO): protein binding
Source: RefSeq, a predicted model, not a curated record
UGGGAAUCGCGAGCCGCGAGUGGGGAUUAGAGUGCUCGCUCUCUCUAAAGAAUCGUGCCCUCUAAACGAACGACACUCGCCCCAUUAAAGAUCCGUUCAGUGCCGGCUCUCUAAAAUUUAGAUGUUUCGAGCUUUUAGACCAGGAAUCGUCCUCCUCCAACUUUGUUUAACUAUCCGCUGACCAUAACAUCAUGGCGUUUUGAGAUGCGCGACUGCACGAUGAUGUUCAGUUUUAAUAAGCUUGGGGGAUUUCAGAUUUUCCGAAUUUCAGGCGUAGCAAAGAGCAGGAAAACGCAAGCGCGGAGUUCGCACAAAUCCAGCCGUCCGUCCAGCCUGAUCAUCUCCAGAUCGACCGCGGAGCAGCAUGCCGCCGGCCGCCGGCAUCCGCUCGACCAAGCGGAGCAGCAUGCCGCCGGCGGCGGUGCCGGAUGAUCUCAUUGACGAGAUCCUCCUCCGCUUCCCCCCGGAAAAGCCCGAGCUCCUCGUCCGCGCCGCCCUCGUCUGCAAGUGCUGGUUCCGCCUCAUCUCCGACCCCCGCUUCCGCCGCAGGUUUCGGGAGCUCCACCGCGCGGCCCCGAUGCUGGGGUUCUUCUGCACCGAGCGAGGGCGAUGGACUUCCCGCUUCGUCCCCACCUCCUCCGUCCCUCUACCCCACGCCAUCCGCGGCAAUUGGCGCGCCGUCGACGCGCGCCACGGCCGCGUCCUUAUCAGCACCUCGAGAUCCUCGGGGAACGACCUCGUCGUCUGGGACCCCGUCACGGGGGAGCAGCACCGGCUUCCCAAGCUGCCGGAGCACAUGUACCCGCCCCAGUACCUGUUGGGUUUCUACUGGACUGCGGCGGUGCUCUGUGCCGCGGUGGAAGGAGGCUGCGACCACUUCGACUGCCACCGCAGCCCGUUCCUCGUGGUCUUCGUGUGCACUGGCCCAACGGAGGCGUUCGCCUACGUCUACUCGUCGGAGACAGGUGAAUGGAGCGGACCAGCCUCUGCUCAGCUCCGCAGUGCCCGCGUCCACCUGAAUGUGCCCAGUGCCCUUGUGGGGAAUGCACUCCACUUCAUGUCCGGUAAAUGGGGGAGGACCAAGAAAAUCCUGAAAUAUGUUUUGGGCACGCAGGAAAUAUCUCUGAUUCACUUGCCACACAAACCCUAUAAUCGCAGAGAGCUCAUGACAAUGGCGGAUGGUAGCCUGGGAUUCGCCACUGUGGAUGGGUCUAAACUUUGCCUGUGGUCGAUGGUGUCUGGUACCAAUGCAAGCUGGGCACAAAGCCACACCAUUGAUCUCAAGACAAUUGGUACCUUGCCGGGAUCGCUUACUAUAGUUUGUUGUAUGGAUGGCAUGGCUGCCAUUUUGAUGGGGAUAAACGAUCAGGAAUUUUUCGUUGUUAAUCUGAAGUCUCGACAGAUUAGGAAGAUACCUAAGGGCCGUUUUGCUUACCCUGUAGUUCCCUUCAUGAGCUUCUACACUCCAGCACUUGGGGCAGCCUCUACAAGUGAGGGGCCAAGAGAAGGUUCUUCAAGUGCAUGAAGGACUUAAUGGUGCAAGGUCUUCUACAUCAAGAAUGGAGUGUCCUGCGGUGAUCGUAGAGGGGAAAAGUGAGUUAUUUUGGCUGCAUAACUCUUUAGUACCUGCGAUUUUCUGCUGGACCUGCUCUGCUCAUCUUCAUGCUUUGGCAUCUACUUCAUUGGGCAGAGGAGAAAAGACGUCAAAAGGGACAUGGAGAGAAGUUGUGGGUUGGCUUGCCUUACCUCUCUACUGUUAUAUCAUAUGGAUGCUAUUGUGUAUAGUUUUCUAUCUACUCUUGAAGGCAGCUCCAGGCUGCGGGGAUCUUGUUGCUGCAUCCUGACUAGUUUGUUACUUUGUCUCCUCUACUGCUAUGGUAAAUCAGCGGUGUGCAGAGCGUGUUUUGUUUAGCGGGGGUUGAGUCAGACCGCCUAUUAUUUUGAUUAAUGCCUAUAACUAGGUGAAGGCGUGUUCUUUAAACCUUUUGAUAAUGCCAUAUAUGUGGGAAGCUUCUGUUA